AUGACGGACGCCAUAAUAGGGCUUCCAAUGCUCUCGUUCCUCCUCAUCCCGACCAUGUCCUCGUACUCAACCUCGCUCAACCUCCUCUUCUUCUACCUUACCUGGUCGACUCUCGUCUUGUCGCACCCUCCUCUGAAGGUAGAGAUCAUCGCCAGCCUCGCGGUCCGACUGUUGUUCUACGUCUUCCCGUCGCUAUUCUUCCUUGCCUUCGACGCAUUCGUCCCCUCGGCAGCCGAGAACUUCAAGGCCCUAGGCGACUCGGCGCUUCCGUUGAAGAACGCUUCGAGGAAACGGACAAUCGCACUGCUUCGCAUGGUGGGCUGGUCGAUCUUCAAUACGCUACUCGGCCUCACGAUCCAAGCGGGCGUGGAACUCGUCUUCACGCGUGUCCUCCUCUGGCGCUCCGCCUUGCGCGUCACCACAACGCUUCCCCUUCCAUGGGGUAUCAUCAAGGACCUUGCGAAGGGCUACCUCUUGCGCGAAAUCAUCGCGUAUACCCUCCAUCGCUAUGUCCUACACGAUUGGAACCACACAGUCUCCCUUUCGCGAAGUCACAGGGAUUGGUAUCACGCCAUCGAUGCGCCCUUCCCACUGAGCGCAACGUACGAUCAUCCGCUCGCUUACCUCGUCCGCUCCUUCUUGCCCAUGUACCUCCCCGCCUUGAUCCUCCGAUUCCACCUACUCACGUACAUCUUUUAUUUGACGCUCACGUCGCUGGAAGAAACGUUCGCAUACAGUGGGUAUUCGACCAUGCCGACGAAUUUCAUCCUGGGAGGCAUGGCGCGCAGGACGGAUAACCACGUCGUAUGUGAUGGGGAGGGCAAUUUCGGACCGUGGGGACUGUGUGACUGGAUUAUGGGCACGAGCGUGGGAGCGGAUUUGGUGGACGAUGUCGUUGCCGAGGCGGAUAAGCAUGAUGUGCAGGGAAAGGUGGAGAGGGCCAAAGGGCGGGUCAGGAGAGGAGUUUCGCAGGAAGCAAACGGGGCGAAGGAGGCUGUAAGGAGGAGAACGAGGAGAAGGGCGGAUGACUGA
Messenger RNA from Cladophialophora carrionii CBS 160.54, 1032 nucleotides. RefSeq lists its product as uncharacterized. The transcript has a single exon. Bases 1 to 1032 code for a protein of 343 amino acids. The record is from RefSeq and is a predicted model, not a curated record. Gene Ontology annotation, molecular function: C-4 methylsterol oxidase activity; iron ion binding. Lineage: Eukaryota; Fungi; Ascomycota; Eurotiomycetes; Chaetothyriales; Herpotrichiellaceae. Gene Ontology annotation, biological process: ergosterol biosynthetic process.